CUAUGUGGGGGAAAAAAAAGCCAUUUUCUGGCGCUGCUGCAAGAUCUAACGUUAACCAACUCAAAAUAAUUUACCUGUAUCCACGUCGGGAGGUACGGGUGUUUUUCAUGUCAAAUCAGAUCCUUCCAGAUGGAUAAAAUGCAACCCAGUCGGCUAAAAAUCACAGAGCUGAAUCCUAACCUGAUAUGCCCACUGUGUGUGGGCUACUUCAUCGAUGCCACAACCAUUGUGGAGUGCUUGCACUCAUUCUGCAAGACGUGCAUUGUUGCCUUCCUGGAAACCAACAAGUUCUGCCCCAGAUGUGAUGUGCAAGUACACAAGACGUGUCCACAGCUCAGCAUCAGGUCAGACAAGACUCUACAGGACAUUGUAUACAAGUUGGUGCCUGGAUUAUUCAAAGAUGAGAUGAAACGAAGGCGGGACUUCUACACAAACCAGGAAAACCAACACCUGGAGCCAGGAGAAGUGGUGGAGGAGCCGACUAUUAUUGCAGAAGAUGAAAUCAUCAGUCUCUCCAUUCAGUUCCAUGAGAAGAUCAAAAGUGACACACAACCUGUGGAUACAGAAGGAGACAAUACCAACAGCAAACGCUUCCUGCAAUGCCCGGCAGCCAUGACAGUCCUGCACUUAGCCAAGUUCCUGCGUAGCAAGAUGGACAUUCCGAACACCUUACGGAUUGAAGUGCUCUACGCUGAUGAGCCCUUAAAGGACUACUACACGCUGAUGGAUAUUGCCUACAUGUAUUCUUGGCGACGUAAUGGCCCCCUCCCCCUGCAGUACUGUGUCAAGCCCACCCGGAAGCGUCGGAGGCUGUCCCAAGGUGCCGCCCAGGCCCACUCCGACGGUGUCAACACAAGCCCCACCUCUGAGAGCGACUCCCACAGCGACAAGGCCCUGAGCCCGGCUGGUCAGGUCCCCAGAGCCUCCACCCUGCCCAGCCCUGCCCUCCGAGGCCAACCCUCUACCCUUCAGAGCCCCAGCGGUACCACAGGACCCAACGGUACUCAACGGCUCCCUCUAGCCUCCAAGUCGGGGAGCAACGCCCGCAAGGUGAACGUCAACGGCAAAAGCAAUGGAGCAGCGACUGAGACUAGGGGAGGGGACAAAGGGGCGGUAUCACCCCCAACCUAAAUCUGAUACAUCCCAGAAACAUGGAGAGUGAAACAGAAUUGCCCCAAAAUGUCGGAGUAGCCCCUCAAUGGACUAAUGGACAGACCAAGAGAAAAUCUGCCAAGAGAGUACUGAGGGAGAGGGCGAUUGUGAUCAGUAAACAGACUGUCAAGUGCAGCCAAAUAGACAUUUCAUUUCAAUGUGUGUGUGUCUGUGCAUUAGAGUAAACAUGCAUACAAAAUGUACAAUAUGUAUCCAAUGUGAGCAUUCGUACAUACCUGGUCAUGUAUAUAGAGUAUCUUUUAUACAGGAUAUUGUAAUUGUUUUGUUUUUGUAUGAUAUGCAGUCGGUUCAACGAUUCCUUUCCCCAAGUCUUCACAAUUAAUUUGGCUUUAAAAUAUCAAUUGACAAAAUGCUGAAUGGCAUUGCGAUGCGAUUGUCUAUCUGUAUGGGUAUGUAAUAUAUAUACACACACGCAGUUGAAGUCUGAAGUUUACAUACACCGUAGCCAAAUAUAUUUAAACUCAGUUUUUCACAAUUCCUGACAUAUAAUCCCAGUAAACAUUUCCUGUCCUAGGUCAGUUAGGAUCACCACUUUAUUUUAAGAAUGUGAAUUGUCAGAGUAAUAGUCGAGAGAAUGAUUUAUUUCAGCUUUUAUUUCUUUCAUCACAUUCCCACUGGGUCAGAAGUUUACAUACACUCAAUUAGUAUUUGGUAGCAUUGCCUUUAAAUUGGGUCUAACAUUUUAAGGUAGCCUUCCACAAGCUUCCUACAAUAAAUUGGGUGAAUUUUGGCCCGUUCCUCCUGACAGAGCUGUUGUAACUGAGUCAGGUUUGUAGGCCUUGCUCGCACACUUUUUUUUCUUCAGUUCUGCCCACAAUUUUUUUUAUAGGAUUGAGGUCAGGGCUUUGUGAUGGCCACUCCAAUACCUUGACUUUGUUGUCCUUAAGCCAUUUUGCCACAACUUUGGAAGUAUUUAAUUUUUUAUUUUACCUUUAUUUUACUAGGCAAGUCAGUUAAGAACAAAUUCUUAUUUUCAAUGACGGCCUAGGAACAGUGGGUUAACUGCCUGUUCAGGGGCAGAACGACAGAGUUGUAACUUGUCAGCUCGGGGAUUUGAACUUGCAACCUUUCGGUUGCUAGUCCAACGCUCUAACCACUAGGCUACCCUGCUUGGGGUCAUUGUCUAUUUUGAAGACCCAUUUGCGACCAAGCUUUAACUUCCUGACUGAUGUCUUGAGAUGUUGCUUCAAAAUAACCACACAAUGUUCCUGCCUCAUGAUGCCAUUUAUUUUGUGAAGUGCACCAGUCCCUCCUGCAGCAAAGCACCCCCACAACAUGAUGCUGCAACCCCCGUGCUUCACAGUUGGGAUGGUGUUCUUCGGCUUGCAAGCCUCCCCCUUUUUCCUCCAAACCUAACGAUGGUCAUUAUGGCAAACCAGUUAUAUUUUUGUUUCAUCAGAUCAGAGGAUAUUUAUCGAAAAAGUACUAUCUUUGUUCCAAUAUGCAGUUGCAAACCGUAGUAUUGCUUUUUUUAUGGCGGUUUUGAAGCAGUGGCUUCUUCCUUGCUGAGUGGCCUUUCCUGUUAUGUCGAUAUAGGACUCGUUUUACUGUGGAUUUAGAUACUUUUGCACCUGUUUCCUCCAGCAUCUUCACAAGGCCCUUUGCUUUGCUGUUGUUCUGGGAUUGAUUUGCACUUUUCGCACCAAAGUCCAUUCAUCUCCAGGAGACAGAAUGUGUCUCCUUCCUGAGAGGUAUGACUGCUGCGUGGUCCCAUGGUGUUAAUACUUGCGUACAAUUGUUUUAUAGAUGAACGUGGUAUCUUCAGGCUUUUGGAAAUUGUCCCCAAGAAUGAAGCAGACUUGUGGAGGUCUACAAUUUUUUUUCUGGGGUCUUGGCUGAUUUCUUUUGAUUUUCCCAUGAUAUCAAGCAAAGAGGCACUGAGUUUGAUGGUAGGCCUUGAAAUACAUCCACAGGUACACCUCCAAUUGACUCAAAUGAUUUGAAUUAGCCUAUCAGAAGAUUCUAAAGCCAUGACAUCAUUUUCUGGACAAGCUGUUUAAAGGCACAGUCAACUUAGUGUAUGUAAACUUCUGACCCACUGGAAAUGUGAUACAGUGAAUUAUAAGUGAAAUAAUCUGUAAACAAUUGUUGGAAAAAUUACUUGUGUCAUGCACAAAGUAGAUGUCCUAACCGACUUGCCAGAAUUAUAGUUUGUUAACAAGACAUUUGUGGAGUGGUUGAAAAACUAGUUUUAAUGACUCCAACCUAAGUGUAUGUAAACUUCUGACUACAACUGUAUAUGUAUAUAUAUAUAAAACCUAGAAAUAUAAAGGCAAGAUCUGUCUUCUUGCCGUCAGUCAUACUGUAUAUAAUAACUCUGGUGUAUGUAGAUAGAUGCAGUACUUUCAACUGGUAAUGGCCCCAAUCACCAAGGACAAUAGAUAUGUACGAAACGUUUGAUGCACUUUCUUUGAAAUGCAGAUCACAGUAUGCGAGUACUAAACUUCCCUGUGCUUUGACAUUAGAAAAGCCAUUAUAUUUAUCAAGCCUCAAGCAGCACUACAAUCGUCUGAAAAACGUAGCUUACUGUACGUUUCUCAGCGUUACAUACCGGUACCCGUUCUACUCACAUCAGAGAAAUGAGCUCAAAGGGAAUUGUAUAUCUGACCAUGUACACCUUGUUGUAUUUUCAUACACUUUUGACAUUCCCUCAAUGUAUAUUUUGACCAUUCAAUGAUAUUAUUCUAAAAUAUCAGCCAUAUGUGCAUGUUUAGGUCAUUAAAAUGUUUACUUGCUUGGUUUUGA
Messenger RNA from Oncorhynchus nerka (sockeye salmon), 3918 nucleotides. Its product is annotated as polycomb complex protein BMI-1-like. Bases 130 to 1131 code for a protein of 333 amino acids. The transcript is spliced from 9 exons. Gene Ontology annotation, biological process: negative regulation of transcription by RNA polymerase II. The record is from RefSeq and is a predicted model, not a curated record. Gene Ontology annotation, cellular component: PRC1 complex. NCBI's taxonomy places the organism in Eukaryota, Metazoa, Chordata, Actinopteri, Salmoniformes, Salmonidae. Gene Ontology annotation, molecular function: promoter-specific chromatin binding; metal ion binding.